Vicia villosa (hairy vetch) is the source of this 2079-nucleotide messenger RNA. Its product is annotated as protein SAR DEFICIENT 1-like. Gene Ontology annotation, cellular component: nucleus. Gene Ontology annotation, molecular function: DNA-binding transcription factor activity; calmodulin binding; sequence-specific DNA binding. NCBI's taxonomy places the organism in Eukaryota, Viridiplantae, Streptophyta, Magnoliopsida, Fabales, Fabaceae. The record is from RefSeq and is a predicted model, not a curated record. The transcript has 7 exons. Gene Ontology annotation, biological process: regulation of salicylic acid biosynthetic process. The coding region runs from base 196 to 1557 and encodes 453 amino acids.
AAGUCAUUCUAAAUUCUAACUAUAGCUACUUGCUUGGCUAUUUCCACCAACCUUCCAAGAACCUUCUUCUUUUCCCAUAUAAAUUCCCAAAUCCUCUCAUUCUACUUUUCAUUCAUCUAAACUUGCUUUUUCACUUCAACAUUUUCUUAUACACCAACAUAACAUAUCCAAACAGGUCCUAGAUUCUUGAUCAAAAUGGCUUCCAAACGUCUUUUUGAUGAUUCUGAUCAAGACAAACACAAACGUAUCAGAACUUCAACAACACCUUCUUUAGCUUCUGUAAUGGGAGAAAUUGUUAUGGUGAGAAAUAUGCAAAAUCUUUUCUCUGGCUUGGAACCAUUACUUAGAAGAGUGGUGAACGAAGAAGUGGAACGAGCAAUGAGGCAAUGUUAUACAUCGCGGUCAAUAACAAAGUCGCCUUCAUUGAGACUUGAAGCAAUGGAACAUCCAUCAAGUUUUCAAUUCAAUUUCAAAAAGAAGCUUCCACUUUCAAUAUUCACAGGUAGUAGAUUACUAGACAUGGAUGAAAACUCAAUCAAUGUCAUUCUUGUUGACAAAAGCAAUGGCCAAAAUGUUCCUACGAGUCUACCUCACCCAAUCAAGAUAGAAAUUGUUGUUCUUGAUGGAGACUUUCCAUCUAGUGAAAAGGAAUCAUCAUGGACUAGUGAAGAAUUCAAUAGUAAUAUUGUGAAAGAAAGAACCGGGAAGAGACCAUUGCUUACCGGAGAAUUGAAUCUUACUAUGAGAGACGGAAUUGCACCGAUUGGAGACAUUGAGUUCACCGAUAAUUCAAGCUGGAUUCGUAGCAGAAAGUUUAGACUUGGCGUUAGAAUUGCUCAAGGGACUAAUCAAAAUGUUCGAAUUCGUGAAGGCAUGACCGAACCUUUUGUUGUUAAAGAUCAUCGCGGAGAAUUGUACAAGAAACACCACCCACCAAGUCUAAAUGAUAAAGUGUGGCGUUUAGAGAAGAUUGGAAAAGACGGAGCUUUUCACAAAAAAUUGACUACAGCAAAAAUCACAACAGUUCAAGAGUUUCUCAAAUUAUCUGUAGUUGAUCCUCAGAGACUCAGAAAGAUAUUAGGCAUUGGAAUGUCAGAGAAAAUGUGGGAUGCAACAAUGAAACAUGCAAAGACUUGUGUCAUGGGAAACAAACUUUAUGUCUACCGUGGUCCUCAGCUUACCAUUUAUCUGAAUGCCAUAUGUCAAAUGGUUAGAGCUUAUAACAUCAAUGGCCAAACCAUUCCCAACAGAGACAUUAGCAACAUCAACAAGCAGAACUACAUGCAAAAUUAUGUGAGAGAAGCAUAUGAUAGAUGGAAUGAGUUGGAGGAAAUUGAUGAAGCUUUGAAUGAUAAUGUUGCUUUGUUAACUCAAGGUGAAAGUGUGGAAAAAUUUCAAAACAUUAAUCAUCAAGCAUCAUAUGAGCAGAAUGACUUUUUUGUUGAUAAAUCUGGUUGCAUAGAAUGGUCACCAUUUGCCACGUCAUCGUUGGUGAAUGGAAUAGCUUAUAGCUUCUCGGGAGCAAUCAUUGAUGAUGGAACCUUAAGGUGGCAUUAGAAGAAAAAAAAUUGUAAUUUGACUUUCAUAUAUAAAAGUGACUAGUUGAGAUGAAAUUGAAAGAGCAGUGUUUUGUGAGAUAUAAUAUGUCAAGUGAAAGAAAAUAGUACUUAAUUAUAAUGACUUGAAGGUUGGUUUUAACUUUUAUUAUUCUUAAUAAAUGGAAAAGCUGUCUAUUACUAAAAAAAUAUAUAGAAGUCUUGUAUAAUUUUUCUUGGUAACUUAGGCCUUAUACAAAUUCUAAAACACAUAAUAGAAAUAUAAUGUGUGUGCAAUUGGUACACUACAUGAUCUAUCCUACAUGUGUGGAGUUGUUGGGAUUGCUUGAUUCACAAGUUAGUGGAUAUAAGAAAAGAAUGAUAAAGUUUAACGAGGUACAAGAUGUAAUUAUGGAAAGAGGAUUGAUAUUAAUGACCUAGAUGAAUUACAACUAUAGGUGAGGGUUUAAAUAGAGAGAAAAAUAAUUAAUUAGUUUGUAAUAAUUUAUCUGUGUUGCAAGUCACUUACUUCCAUCAUAAUCAA